AUUUGCAGAGUAACGAAUAAAAAAAUCUGUGUUGCUCCCAAAGCUGCAGCUUCGGAAAGGAGGCUCGGAAAGGGUUUAGGAUAUAGAGGCUCCAAUUGUCUCUGCUAAAUAUGGCGGAGCUUGAGACUCCUAUUUGAGCUUAGCUCCAACCAAGUUUUCUCCUUCUACUGCAUAUUUUUUAACAUCUGGGUAACAGAGGAUCGAGUCACUGCAACGUUUAUUCUUUGCUAGAAAUAUGACGAAUCUCUGAUUGCUUUCAAGUCUCUGAUUUCUUUAAGAAAUCAGUGCAGCAGGUGGAAGGAUCGAUUCUGGAAUGGCGCCAGAGAGUUUUCUCGCGUCUAUACUGGCAUUGAAUUCGAUUUCAUCAGACAACCAUAUUAGUAAUAAUAAUUGCAAUAACUCGUCCUCUUCACCUUCUGCCGCCUAUGUUUCUGCAGAUGGCAUAGCCGACGCAGGUACGAGGCUCAGCGAUGGGGAUUUGGCCACCAGAAGAGCCGAGGAAGCAGCUUCCCGGAGAUAUCAGGCGGCAGGAUGGCUGCGAAAGAUGGUUGGAGUGGUUGGAUCGAAGGAUUUGCCUAAUGAGCCAUCUGAGGAGGAGUUUCGCCUUGGCCUGCGAAAUGGACUCAUUCUUUGUAAUGUUAUUAAUAAAGUCCAUCCGGGUUCUGUUCCAAAGGUGGUUGACAAUCCGGCUUCUGCUGUACCCCCUCCGGAUGGAGCAGCAUUGUCUGCUUAUCAGUACUUUGAGAAUGUCAGGAACUUCCUUGUUGCAGUUCAGGAAUUGAAUCUGCCAAAUUUUGAAGCAUCUGAUUUGGAAAAGGGAGGAUCGUCAACAAAAGUUGUGGAUUGCAUUCUUGCUUUGAAAUCAUACAGUGAUUGGAAACAGACAGGGGGAAAUGGUUCUUGGAAAUUCGGAGGCAACUUGAAACCUACCAACACAGGGAAACCCCCAAUUAAAUCUGUGAAAAACUUUGAACCAUUUACCCAGUCGGCAUUGAAGCACAUUCAGCCACCAGUUGACUCAAAUGCUCUACCAAAUGGGGAGAAAGUGCCUGAGGAUUCUUCAUCACAAGCAGCACUAAAUAAGCUUGUUCAAGCAAUUCUCUCUGACAAAAAGCCGGAUGAAGUGCCUACUCUUGUAGAAUCAAUGAUAGCAAAAGUAACUGAAGAGUUUGAGCGACGUCUAGCCACACAAGGCGAGCAGUUUACAAUGGUUUUAAAGGACCUUAUUGCAAGUGAAGAUAAGAAGUCUUUACCGAAGUCAAAGGUUUUGGAAGCACUACAAACAGUUUCAGGAGAGCAUACGGUGAAUGCUAGGGAAGAUGAGAAACAACAGACUAAUGGUGAUCCGAAAGGACAGAAUGAGAGGUACUUCUCUGAUAGCUCAAAUGAUGUAGAUGAGUACGGGAAGACUCUCCCCCAUUUACAGAUGCACUUCAGCCUUCAGCAGAAGGAAAUUGAAGAACUGAAAUAUAUGCUACAUAGUACAAGGGAAGGAAUGCAGUUGAUGCAAAUGGAAUGGAAUGAUGAAAUGUACAAUAUAGAAAAGUAUGUAAGGGGACUAGCAAAGGCUGCAUCAGGAUAUCACAAAGUGCUAGAAGAAAAUCGACAGCUGUACAAUCAAGUGCAGGAUCUGAAAGGAAGCAUAAGGGUAUAUUGCCGAGUGAGGCCAUUCUUGCCUGGUCAAGCGCACGGUCAAAGUGCAGUGGAUUACAUUGGAGAGGAUGGCAACCUCACAAUUGUAAAUCCUGCAAAGCAAGGAAAGGAUUCACGCAGAACAUUUGCAUUCAACAAAGUAUUUAAAUCAGCUUCAACUCAAGAGGAAGUGUUUCUGGAUACCCGGCCAUUGAUUAGAUCUGUUCUAGAUGGUUACAAUGUUUGCAUCUUUGCAUACGGACAAACAGGUUCGGGAAAGACAUACACAAUGGCUGGUCCUAAGGUGGUCACAGAGGAGAAUUGGGGUGUGAACUACCGAGCUCUGAAUGACUUAUUCCAAAUUUCUGAACAAAGAAAGGAUGUAUUCACUUAUGAUGUUGCAGUUCAAAUGAUUGAAAUAUACAAUGAACAAGUCCGAGAUCUUCUUACUUCUGAUGGCUCGAAUAAGAAAUUGGAUAUCCGCAAUAAUUCCCAGCAGAAUGGACUCAAUGUUCCAAAUGCAAAUCUUGUACCUGUUUCAUCUACACCUGCUGUGAUUGAGUUAAUGAACCUUGGGCACAAGAAUCGUGCUGUGGGGGCAACAGCUUUGAAUGAUCGUAGUAGCCGUUCUCACAGUGUGUUAACAGUCCAUGUCCAAGGCAAAGACCUUACCGCUGGAACAAUUCUUCGGGGAUGUCUUCAUCUUGUGGACCUUGCCGGAAGUGAGAGAGUUGAUAAAUCUGAGGCCACAGGAGAAAGAUUAAAAGAAGCACAACAUAUCAAUAAAUCUUUAUCGGCUUUAGGAGACGUGAUUGCUGCUCUUGCACAAAAGAACUCACAUGUUCCUUAUCGAAAUAGCAAACUCACACAGCUGCUUCAGGACUCACUAGGUGGGCAGGCAAAAACGCUCAUGUUUGUGCACAUAAGUCCUGAAGUAGAUGCAUAUGGGGAGACAAUGAGCACACUCAAGUUUGCAGAGCGAGUUGCAACAGUUGAACUUGGGGCUGCAAAAACCAACAAAGAGAGUGGCGAGGUUCGGGAACUAAAAGAACAGAUUGCCAAUCUAAAAAUUGCACUGGCCAAAAAGGAAGCAGAGGCUGAAGAGGUUCAAAGAACAAGAGAUUCAAGGAUUAGUCCAGAAACACAGAGGAUGAGGAAUUGUGUCUCGCCCUUGCAUUUACGGACGAAUUGCAUUGGAGAUGUCCAGCCACAGGUCAACUGCAGGCAGCCUAUGGAAGAUGUUGUAAAUAUAGAGGUAAGGAACAUUGCCCCCGGAAGACAAAAGAGACCUAUUUAUAGCAGGGACAUGCAACCAGAGGAGAUAAUUGAUGUCAGUCCUCUGUGCGCUGAGGAUUUAGGUGAAAUGAGGAAAUUGUUACGUGUACCAUCUCCUGGCCUACCAUCACCUGGCCUACCAUCUCCUGAUAGACGAUUAACAAUGUUGGACCGUGGUAGUCACACCAAGAACAAAACUAAGCAUGAUGUAUUUGAAGAUCAAGAUGUCAGAAAUUGGCAGGACAAAGUAAUGGUGAAUAAACAUAUACCUAUGCUUGGUCCAAUUUCACAAGAUGAUGUGUAUACAUCUUGGGAAGCUCAAAGACUGGAAAAACAAGACAGUUCUGAGUUCUAUUACCAAAGAUGCCCAUCCAGUCUGAGAAAGAUCUAUCCAGACUGUGAAGAAGAUGAGUCAGAAGUGGAACUUGAUUCAAGAAGCAAGGAUGAUUGUCUAACAAGUGACUCCUCAGAAGCAGAUCUUCUGUGGCAAUUCAACGUGCCAAAUGGUCCUGCAGUGGCAUCGGUCGAACAUGUCUCACGACUUAAGAAGCCACAACAGAGGAUAGCAAAGACUCCUGAGGGGAGAAGCCCAAGCCAAGCACAAACUCUUCCUGGAGCAGUGAAGCAGGAUCGUAGGAUGUCAAAUCAAAAUGUGAAUGGACAAUCGCAAGGUCGAACUGGAAGGCAGGUGCCUCACGGAGCAAUAGAUGCAAAACGAUUUUCUAAUGGGGGAAAAUCCAAGCUUGAGCCCAGAAAUGGUGCUAGUAAGUAGCCCAUUACAGGGAAUUCCAAUCAGUUAAGUCUUACAAACUUGAAAGAAUCCAAGCCUAUAUUUCAAGCAUCUUGCUGUUAAUUGGAAGCCGGGAAUGAGCGUUUGAAGAUGUUCUGCAUAAUUUUCCUUCAUUUCUAUUGUUCCUUGGUUACUAGAUGAUAGCAGUCCAGUGUUCUGCAAACAUGUCUUUGCCAAGGCAAGCAGUUACACGGUUGGACUUCUCUCAGUCAUCUGAAAGAUGACAAUAACGAACAGUGCUGCUGCUGUUAUUUUUUUGAUGGCUAUAUUCCAGUUCUGUGAACUUGGUAGCUAUCUUAUUCUCUUCUGAGGAUAUCUAUUAUAGGAUUGCAGAGUGUUGUAGAAUAUGAUGGAUAGCUAGAAGAGUAAGCAAUAAAUUCAUUGCUUCUGUAUGUCUUGUAAUGUUGUAUUGUGUGCAUAAUUAGAGUGGAGGCAUCCAUGUUGUUACAUGUCUCCAUGCUAUUGGAUGGAGGCUCCUCUGUAUUGUUUUGAGAUGUAUUUAUUGUAGAUUAAUCAAACUCCUCCAUGUAUUCUUUCAGUUGGCCCAACAUGUCUAUCAAUUUCAAGUUAUAUGAUAUAUGUACCAAAACAAUCCUGCUUCAGCGAUACAGAUUUCAAUAAUUAACCAUCAUCUCUCUUGCUA
This is a messenger RNA of Cryptomeria japonica (Japanese cedar), 4340 nucleotides long. Its product is annotated as kinesin-like protein KIN-14F. Gene Ontology annotation, biological process: microtubule-based movement. The record is from RefSeq and is a predicted model, not a curated record. The transcript has 19 exons. Lineage: Eukaryota; Viridiplantae; Streptophyta; Pinopsida; Cupressales; Cupressaceae. Bases 314 to 3679 code for a protein of 1121 amino acids. Gene Ontology annotation, molecular function: microtubule motor activity; microtubule binding; ATP binding.